This is a messenger RNA of Symbiodinium natans, 1689 nucleotides long. NCBI's taxonomy places the organism in Eukaryota, Dinophyceae, Suessiales, Symbiodiniaceae. The record is from the annotation of a GenBank genome assembly.
AUGCAGGCCUGCAUUGUGUCUGCCAUUCCUGUUCAAGCGUUGCAAGCCUUGCUCAGUAUGCUACUCCACUCUGCGAAGCAGCAUUGCUGCGGUUGCCAUGCGAGAGAUGUCUUUAAUCGCACGGUCCCUGCCGGAUGUUUCAGCAACCUGCGCAGACCUGCAGCCCAGGGUAGUUCUGUACACAGGUUUCUCUUCAAGACAGCUUUGGCAAGUGAAGAGUCUCAGGCUCCUUGGCCGAAAGGCCCAUCAUUUGCAUCUGCAGAAGUGCAAGGAGGUAUGGCAUCGGGCAUCGCUCGAUCUGAGGGAACUUGUGAGAAGCAAGUUCGACUCCAAAGGCUGAGGGACCACGCUGCUACUUUGGGAGGCAAGUGCUUGGCGGAGGAAUACCUGAACAACAGGACAAAGAUUCUUUGGCGGUGUAUUCGUGGUCACACAUGGUAUGCGACGUCCAACCAUGUGCUGUCUAACAAGUCUUGGUGCCCUCAUUGCGCGAAGAAAGCGCCGAUAGGUCUGGAGCGCCUCCGCACCCAUGCUGCGUCCUUGGGUGGUCAUUGCUUGGCGACUGAGUAUGCCAACAGUCGCCAAAAAGUGUCAUGGCAAUGUAAGUUCGGGCAUGUGUGGGAAGCAAGUCCGAGCAGCGUGCUGAAUCAAAAGAAUUGGUGCCCGAAGUGCGCCUGUUUAGCUCGAAGCAGUCGAGCCAAGCAGCCCAGAGUCCAGCUUAUGUUGCACCAUUUGCAGCAGUAUGCUGUCGCGAAGCAUGGUUUGUGCUUAGCAAAAGAGUAUAUCAACAGCAAAACCAAAGUACUUUGGCAGUGCGAGCUGAAGCAUGAGUGGCAUGCUACUCCAAGCAGCGUGCUGCACACUGGAAGUUGGUGCCCAACUUGUGCUGGCAACGCACGAAAGACCUUGCAGCAGAUGAGAACUCAUGCUGAGGCGCUAGGCGGUCGAUGCCUCAGCACAGACUACUCAAACAACUAUACACCUUUGCGAUGGACCUGCCACUCGGGCCACCAAUGGCUGGCCUCCGCAUUGUCAGUCAUGUCACAUAAAAGCUGGUGUCCACAUUGUGCGAAGAUUGCGCCCAUUGGUCUUAUACGGUUGCAAGCACAUGCUGAAUCCUUAGGUGGAAGCUGCCUAUCAAGGCAGUAUACAAAUAGCAGAAACAUGCUUCUAUGGGAAUGCAAACGGGGACAUGCGUGGAAGGCGUCUGCAAGUAACAUUUUACAUGGUUCAACUUGGUGUCCACAUUGCGCAGCUCUGACCUGGAAGAACGAAUCAGAGGUGCGACAAGUGUUGGAGGCAAUAUUUGCCCCAGCCAAGUUCGAUGCCAGAUUUCCAGCUUUCUUGCAGGGACUACAACUGGAUGGCUACUGCCCAGAAUUGAAUCUUGCAUUCGAAUACCAUGGCGAGCAGCAUUACGACCCCGAAAAUUAUUUCCAUUUCGGGGACCCAUCCAAGUUCCAAAGGCAGCAAGAGAGGGACUCGCGAAAAGUGCAGCUCUGCGACCAAGCCGGGGUACGCCUCGUCGUGGUGCCCUUUUUCGUGAAGGACAAGCACAGUUUUGUACGUCUGGCACUGUUGCAGUGGUUCUCCGUUUCUGAAGUGAACCCGGUCAUGAUCACGAGUGGGAUGAGGUUGACAGACAGCUUAACACCGACGACAACUCCAGUUGAAGGACUGAAUGCAUAG